This is a messenger RNA of Homalodisca vitripennis (glassy-winged sharpshooter), 437 nucleotides long. RefSeq lists its product as uncharacterized. Gene Ontology annotation, molecular function: protein binding. The transcript is spliced from 2 exons. The record is from RefSeq and is a predicted model, not a curated record. The coding region runs from base 36 to 437 and encodes 133 amino acids. NCBI's taxonomy places the organism in Eukaryota, Metazoa, Arthropoda, Insecta, Hemiptera, Cicadellidae.
CUAACCGUCUCCAAUUCUUAUACCAAAAUGUUACUAUGAGAAAGUCCAAUAAUAUACAGUCUAUUUCUUCUGAAGUGCUGACUAAAAUAUUUUCUUAUGUGGAUGAUAAAGAUUUGUGCAACAACAUACCUUUAGUUUGUGAAAAGUGGAAACGUGUAUCAUCGCGUUCUUUAUUAUGCAGAGACGUAAGUUUUGAAGGAAAACUAAUUUCAUCGAAGGAUAUUUGCUUCAUGUUACACAAUGCUCCACAACUAAAAUCUGUGAACUUGGUAUCAGUUGAUGAUGUAGUUCCAGUUUUGAGAGAAAUUUGCAGAUGUAAUAAGAAUGUUGAAAAACUUACAGUGAAGCAAUGUUCCUCUCAAGGAAAUUUAGUACCUGAAGACGUAUUAAUCAAUGUACUUUCUCUCACUGAAAUCUCUUCAAAGUUUGGAGCUUAA